AUGGCUUACUGUAGUAUUCAGACGAAAGUUUACAGUGGCGACUUAGCUUCGUCUUCCAGCUUUUCGCGGUCUUUGGCAGCAGCGCCUGGAACUCUUGGCCUUCAUUCAAUUUCAAAUGCAAGCCGCCGUGUAUGCUGUGACGCUCCAAAACGCCGGUGUUUCCAAGUGUUAGCUCUCGCUGUCAAGCGGAGCCCCAAGCGUCUCAAAUACGCCACUCCUCGCUUCACCAAGGAGGAUGAGCUGCUUUACGUUGAAGUUGAUCCAUCACUAUCAGGAGCGGACAGCUGGAAAUUGGAACCAGUUGUUCAUCUUUUGAAACAGGGCGGUGUUGGUGUUAUUCCUACUGACACUGUGUAUGCAAUAGUUUGUGAUCUCAGAAAUCACUCAGCCAUUGAACGCCUUCGUAGAAUCAAGAACGUUGAUCCUCAAAAGCCCCUUAGCAUCUUAUGCCACUCCUUCCACGACAUUGAUACGUUUACAACAGGGUUCCCUCGUGGCGAUGGCCAAGGUCAUGCAAAUUUAUUCCGCGCUGUUAAGCAUUGCUUACCUGGCCCUUAUACUUUCAUCUUAACUGCAACCAAAGAACUGCCUAAACAUUGUAUAAGGUACGGGACGGCAGAUGCCAAAUACACUUUAAGGAAAAAUGUCGGUGUUCGUAUGCCUGAUGAACCCAUAUGUCAAGCAAUACUGGAGAAGAUGGGUUCACCAUUGAUAUCCACUAGUGUCAAGUGCCCAAAGGAGAAUGAGUGGUUGUUAGAUCCUGUCGUUAUAGCUGAUAUAUAUGGACCUGAGGGCCUUGAUUUUGUCGUUGAUGGCGGGGUAAGAGUGGCUGAUCCAUCAACCGUAGUUGACAUGACAGUGAUCCCUCCCAAACUCAUACGACAAGGAAAGGGACCCAAAUUACACUGGAUGGUUGCAGAAGAUUAG
Messenger RNA from Prunus armeniaca (apricot), 927 nucleotides. The record is from the annotation of a GenBank genome assembly. Lineage: Eukaryota; Viridiplantae; Streptophyta; Magnoliopsida; Rosales; Rosaceae.